CUCUUUGACUCCUCCAACAUCCCUUCUUGUAUCCCUGUUGAGCAGUCCGCUGCUCCUGACAGUCCUUACAAUCAUACUUUGACUCUCCUUGACUCCCAACCGCGGAUUCACAGGUGUUUGUAGACAUAGAGUCGCGAACGGCCCGACCUUGUACUCCCAAACCCAACAUCCACCGAAAAAAAUCGAUACUCUACAUGAUUUAAGAAAUCACGGCCCGUAAUGAAGAAAUCGGCGCCCGUUGUCGCUCUCGCGGCCCUGCUGUCCGUUGGCAAUGUCCUUGCUGAUAUGUGUGCCAUGGGUCCAAAGCAAGAGCUGAAUGGCAACUGGUUCUGCCAGCCUGUCAAGGCAAUUCAGUACUCUAAUGUUGGCUCUUCCGGCUCGUAUAAGCAAAUUACCAGCAUGAACAACCAGACUGGUUCGUGCGAAUAUCAGAUGAAGGCAUUCUCUGGUCCUCUUGCACCGUUGAAUGAGGAGGUCUCUCUGCACUUUCGUGGCCCUAUCCACAUCAAGCAGCUUGCGGCCUAUAUUCCUUCGAGCGCUAAGUCUGUUAAGAAGGUUCGAGACACCAACGUUCACCAGCGAGCCCAUCAGCAUGUCCAUAACCGUCUCCAAGCCAAGCACAAUGUUCAUGCCCAGAACAAGCGUCAGGAGGAGGUCACUGCAACCAUCGACGGUCAAGUUGUCCAUUGGGUGAACAAUUACCCCGGACCCUCUCCAUCGUCCUGUAUCCCUCCGGCUAUGGUAACUGCAACAAUUGACGGCCAGGUUCAAACUUGGGUCAACAACUGGUUUGGUGGAGGGCCUGCUCCUACUUGCACCGCCUCCGAUACUCCAGCUCCAGUUCCAGCUCCAGCUCACAAUCCAGCUCCUCAGUCUGCUGCAAAUCCUCCCACCCCUGCCCCUGCCAAGCCCAGCGAAGUUCCUCUCCCAACCGAGGCGUUGAUGAAUCCAUCUACCCCAGUGGCCCAACCAGCCAAGGUUCUUCCCGCACCGCCUGCCGGACCGGGUAUUGCCCAAGGUCAGCAGUAUGAGAGAAUCGCGUACUAUGAUUCGGUUUCCCAGACAGUUGACAAUUUGGUAUUCCUCGGAAAUCAUGGUGGCCAAGGAUCUGGAGUCUUUUCCUACGCCUUUGGGGCUUCGCUUGCAUAUGUCAACAGCGCUGGUACUGCUGGUGCAUCUUCUCCUCAGAAGCUCACCGAUACCAUCAUCCCAUCUGGUUCUGAGAUUACUGUCAUGCUGGGCCAAGCUUGCAGUGCCAAUGAUUGUGGUUAUGUUCAACCAGGAUCCGUUGCGUAUCAUGGAUUUGACGGUGCUGAUAAAGUCUUCCUCAUCGAGUACAUGAUGCCCAUGGAUUCAGGUACUCAUGGAGGCUUUGAGAGUGAUAUGCCGGCAAUUUGGAUGCUUAAUGCUCAGAUUCCACGCACAACACAGUAUGGUCCGGAUACUUGCAAUUGCUGGACGAGCGGAUGCGGCGAGUUUGACAUCGCUGAAUCCCUUUUUGAAGGAUCCACGUACCUCAAGAGCACUCUCCACACCAACAAGCCUGGCGGAGAUUCGGAUUACAUUGAGCGCCCGACUUCAGACACUAUGAAACUUGCGGUUGUCUUCAGCUCCAGCAGUUCCACGAUUCACAUCCAGGUUCUGCCGGCCGACACAGACUUCCCCUCAACUCUCGCUGCCAGUGACAUCAAUAAGAUGUGUCAAGCUACACCUGACAACCAGGUCUCCCACUUCUCUGUCACCUAAACGGCCAGGCAACUGAUUUCUUGCUGAACCUUUGCUCCUUUUUAGGAUAAGGACACAGUAGGAUUUCGUGUGCUCUGGAUCGUGUUUCCGUUAAACUGCAGUUGUAAUUUGGCAGCUCUUGUCUCCAACUCCCUGCUGGUGCGAAGCCCUGCCAAUUUCUUCUUUUCCUUCAAUGUAAACGGGGCAAUACUGGGCAGGACUGCAUCGGCAGCGGCAUUCGUGUUUCGGAUCGCUUCAGCGGGGUUUCUGUGUACAUACAGACCUAUAAAUACGAACCAAUGAUGUCCA
Hyaloscypha bicolor E is the source of this 2034-nucleotide messenger RNA. RefSeq lists its product as uncharacterized. Lineage: Eukaryota; Fungi; Ascomycota; Leotiomycetes; Helotiales; Hyaloscyphaceae. The record is from RefSeq and is a predicted model, not a curated record. Bases 220 to 1746 code for a protein of 508 amino acids. The transcript is spliced from 6 exons. Gene Ontology annotation, cellular component: fungal-type cell wall.